UUGGCGCGAAGAGGGUCUCUUCACUCGAAAUUAGACAAGAAAAUGCCACCGAAAGCCCCUGGUGCCAGCAAAGGCUCGAAAAAGGCAAUCUCCAAGUCCACCAAGCCACCGGGCGACCGAAAGAGGAAACGAAGAAGGAGAGAGAGCUACGGCAUCUACAUAUACAAAGUAUUGAGGCAAGUUCAUCCAGAUACUGGCAUUUCGAGUAAAGCCAUGUCAAUCAUGAACAGUUUUGUCAAUGACGUGUUCGAGCGGAUUGCUGCCGAGGCCUCGAGACUGGCGACCUACAACAAGCGUUCUACAAUCAGUAGCCGAGAGAUUCAGACGGCGGUGCGCCUGCUGCUUCCCGGAGAACUGGCAAAACACGCUGUUAGUGAAGGAACCAAGGCCGUGACCAAAUACACGAGUGCUACAAAGUGAGGAAAUUCGGGUGGCGGAUUUAACGGGGUGAUGUUUCUCGAUUAUUCGUGAUUGAACAGUUCGAAACUGUGUGAAUUAAUUAUACAGACUACUGACAAAAUGAUGUUUGAAGUGUUGUUCUAUGUCAGAAACGUGUUUUGUUGAAAUUCACUGUAUCUAUGUUUGAACAAGUUUGAGUUGCACUAUUUUAUACUUUUGUUGAAUAUAGACAUUUACAUCAG
Messenger RNA from Magallana angulata, 641 nucleotides. Its product is annotated as late histone H2B.L4-like. Gene Ontology annotation, molecular function: protein heterodimerization activity; structural constituent of chromatin; DNA binding. The transcript has a single exon. NCBI's taxonomy places the organism in Eukaryota, Metazoa, Mollusca, Bivalvia, Ostreida, Ostreidae. Gene Ontology annotation, cellular component: nucleosome. The coding region runs from base 43 to 420 and encodes 125 amino acids. The record is from RefSeq and is a predicted model, not a curated record.